AUGUCUGAGAAACUCCCCCAUGUAUCAGACGGGCCGGCGCCGAGCGACGGCGGCCCGGAGCUCAAGUUUGUCCAGCGAGUCGGGUCUAGUUCCGACGAGGGCGACUCGACGCCGAUUGACGACGACGAUGUGGCUCGUUUGCGGGCUUCGUUGACACGCGAGCAGGAGAAGAAGCUGGUGCGCAGGAUUGACUGGCAUUUGCUGCCUCUGCUGUCGGUGCUGUACAUGGUCAAGACGAUUGAUGCGAUCAAUGUAUCCAACGCCCGCGUCAUGGACCGCGGCACCCCCCGCAACAUCCUCACCGAGCUGCACAUGACGUCCAACCAAUACAACUUUGUCACGCUCGCCUACUACAUCCCGUACAUCCUCGCCGAGACGCCGUCCAACCUGGCCAUCAAGUACUUCAAGCCAUCCGUCUGGCAGGCCCGCAUCACCAUCUCCUGGGGCAUCGUGCUCUGCUGCCACGCCGCCGUCACCAACGCGGGGGGGCUCUACGUCGUCCGCGCCUUUCUUGGGCUCUUCGAGGCCGGCCUCUGGCCGGGCAUGCUCGUGCACAUGUGCUACUGGUACCGCCCCGACGAGAUUGCGCCGCGCAUCGUGCUCGUCACCAUCCUCGGCAACUUUAGCGCCGUCGUCAGCGGCGCGCUCGCCUUUGGCUUCAACGGCGUGUAUGCGCGGGGGCUCUCCGGCUGGAAAUGGUAUGUCGUUCCCGUCCCGUCGACAGUGACCUGGAUGACGGACAAGGAAAAGGCCUUUGUCCAGGCGAGACUGCCGCCCAACUCGCCGCGCGCGGCGGAAAAGAACUUUGACUUUGGCGAGCUCGUCGCCACGCUCAAAGACAUUCGUCUCUGGCUCUUUCUCCUCUGCUGGGCCUUCUUCACCGUCGGCACCACCGGUCUCGCCUUUUACCAGCCCACCGUCAUAGCAAACCUCGGAUUCACCUCCAUUGCCCAGGCGCAGCUGCUCAACAUUCCGCCCGCCAUCUUCGCCAUGUUGCUCACCCUGCUCUUCGGCAUAUUCGCCGACACGGGGCGCAUCCCCCAGCCGUCUAUCCCCCUCGGCUUCAUGGUUGUCAUCCUGGCGUGCUACGGCGUGCUGUACAGCUUCCCGAGCAGCGGCGCCGUGUACGCCGCCACCGUCAUCGCCGGCGGCUUCUCCACCGCUUGGUAUACGAUGAUGUGGCCGUGGCGCGUGCAGACCACAGACGGCGCGACCGGCUCGGCAUUUGCCAUUGCCUUUGCCAACAGCUACGGACAGAUUGGCGGCGCCGUCGGCUCGCAGCUGUUCAACUCCCGGUUCGCGCCCAGGUACACGACGUCGUUUGGCAUCGCCAUGGGGUUCAUCGGCAUGGCCAUCGUCAUGAAUGUCAUUACUUGGCGCGUGACGGGCCGGGUUGAUUCGGAGACGCGGAGGCUGAAGCGGAGCCGGAUUGCGGCGGCGAAGCGUGGCGAGGCGCUCCUGGACGAUGUCGACAUCCAUGCGAAGGGGAACGUGGCUCGUGUAUAG
Cordyceps militaris CM01 is the source of this 1506-nucleotide messenger RNA. Its product is annotated as pantothenate transporter, putative. The record is from RefSeq and is a predicted model, not a curated record. Bases 1 to 1506 code for a protein of 501 amino acids. NCBI's taxonomy places the organism in Eukaryota, Fungi, Ascomycota, Sordariomycetes, Hypocreales, Cordycipitaceae. Gene Ontology annotation, molecular function: transmembrane transporter activity. Gene Ontology annotation, biological process: transmembrane transport. Gene Ontology annotation, cellular component: membrane. The transcript has 6 exons.